Messenger RNA from Symbiodinium necroappetens, 972 nucleotides. Lineage: Eukaryota; Dinophyceae; Suessiales; Symbiodiniaceae. The record is from the annotation of a GenBank genome assembly.
AUGACAAACUGUCGAAGUUAUGCGAAGACACACUGGCAGAAGGAUGUGCGCUACUGGGCUGCCUCCGCUCUCAGUGGCGUGGGUGCCGCAGCUGCCGAAUUCGCCGCUAAGGCGCCCUUGCUGCGUCCUGGGAGGGCCAAAGUCGUGCAGGAGGUGAAGGUGCGAGCUGCCAAAAGCAAGGAGGCCGAGAUCGUGGGGCUCCUAAGGGAGGGCAUGUUCGUGACCGUCCACGAGGUGUGCACCAAGUCCGCACACGUGGAGUACGCAGUGACCGGGCUGACCGGCUGGGUGACCUUGAGCAAGAACUCCGAACCGGUUUUGAAGGAGGAUGCCUGGGCCCCGCGACCUUCCGUGAAGAAGGUGCCCAGAGCUUCAGAGCCACACCGCGAACCCUGCGAGAAAGCUGCUGGCACUUGUGCAGGAGAUCACCGCAGCUUACCUGAGUCGGCAUGGAAGAGGAUCCAUCAGAAGUUUCAGCAACCUGCCCCGUCCUCCACAUCUCCAAGUUCGACAAUUCAGGAUGGCGAAGCCAUCGCAUGCAGAGCCAACUGGAGUGGCGAUCAUCGCAGCCUACCCGAGUCGGCAUGGAAGAGGAUCCAUCAGAAGUUUCAGCAAACUGCCCCGUCCUCCACAUCUCCAAGUUCGACGAUUCAAGAUGGCGAGGCCAUCGCAUGCAGAGCCAACUGGAGUGGCGAUCAUCGCAGCCUACCCGAGUCGGCGUGGAAGAGGAUCCAUCAGAAGUUUCAGCAAACUGCCUCGUCCUCCACAUCUCCAAGUUCGACGAUUCAAGAUGGCGAAGCCAUCGCAUGCAGAGCCGACUGGAGUGGCGAUCAUCGCAGCUUACCUGAGUCGGCGUGGAACAGGAUCCAUGAGGCGUUUGACGGUCCACGUCGUCCGGAACCCGCAGCCGCAUCUGGCUGGUGGAUGCUUUUCUGGCAGCAAGCUAUGCGGGAUAUGUGCUGCAGCCGGUGA